Messenger RNA from Halichondria panicea, 1804 nucleotides. RefSeq lists its product as uncharacterized. The coding region runs from base 112 to 1683 and encodes 523 amino acids. The transcript has 6 exons. NCBI's taxonomy places the organism in Eukaryota, Metazoa, Porifera, Demospongiae, Suberitida, Halichondriidae. The record is from RefSeq and is a predicted model, not a curated record.
CAUCCGGUAAAGGGGCGUGUGCUAAACAAAGACAUAAAGCAGUUUUAUAAGAAGUCCAUUCUUCUUUACCUCACCCUCGACGCGACCUCACCAGCUCAAGCUCAAGAUAUCAUGGCAUUGUCUACGAUGAACACUAGCACUGUUAUGACUGUCGUGUCCUUGGCCAUUCUGCUUCAGUUUAGAGCUGUGCUGUCACAGUUUAAUUCGGACAGUGAUUUGUGUCCCACUCCUAUCAAUGCAACUGAUGAGACACUGACAGGAGCAGUCAUGUCUCAACUACCUUGCAGCUCCGAUUUCUCGGACUGUGACGUCCAUGACUUAGUCAACAUCUCCAUGGACAGCUACACUUACUAUGGUGCCAUAUCACAAGUAGUCAUUUCCGUGUCAAACAAGACUAAGGAAGAAACGUACUAUUACAGACUGUGCAGUAUGCUCGGCGAUACCAAUAACGUUCGACUCCUAAAAUGUUUGAACAGCAAUGAGUCAAGUUUCAACACAGACCUGUAUUGGAACAUGACUGGGCGGAAUGAAGUGAUUGUGCGCGUGUAUAGUGACUCGAGCUACUCUAAUCUGGUGGAUUGUGAACAUAAAACAGUUUUAGUGGCAAAUAACAGUGGUCUCAACUUGAAAGUGAAAGUCUCCCAACCCAAGCUUCAAAACAUCCAUUCCAUUGGAGAACCCCUCGUACCCAUUAAACCUGCCCUCGUCGGUCCAGUUUGUACCUCCUCUCUAUCUAAGAAACACUAUCAAAUUGGAAACCUGACUUUCAAGUCCUCAGUAAACUUCACUAACUUCACUGACGUUCAUUUCACGUAUAACUUUGGAGAUGGGCAUACUCUUUAUGUUUCCCAGAAUCACAGCAAUGUGUCUACAGUCGAGCACUUGUAUAGCGGUAAAGGAGUGUAUCAUUACACUGUGGAUGCACUGGUGGUGUUGGAAGAUGAUGAGCUUGCUGUACAUUCUUCCAAACAUAGCAACGUUAGUGUAUACGAGACGCUGACUGAGCACACUAUCAAUGUUGGCAGAUACAAUUCCGUGAAAGUGGGUGUGUCUGAUGUGGUCGUCACUCUAUCUGGCAGCUUCCCAGUGAAGUACUGCUGGUGUAUGGUGUUCCCAAACAGUACAACAUGCUCGAGAGUGCCUGAAAUAAACUCAACCAGCAAAGGCAACAUCACCUGCAUCACAGUUCUUGAGCCACUUCAAAAUCAAGCUAAUGUUAUGAGCACUGUGAAAAUGAAUUUCACCAUGCCAGGAGCACAUCGCAUCAUAGCAAACUUCACUAAUUUUGUGGACUGCAAAAAUGAAAGCUUCACCUUCAACGUUUAUGCACCACCCUCACCUGUGGUCAUCAUCUCUAGCACAACAGUAGGUGUCCUAGCAGCACUUCUGGCCAUCGUCGUAGUGGUGAUAAUUGUCAUAGUCACUGUCAUCAUUCCGUACCGCCGAUACAAAUACAGAAUGACUGAAACGGCUAACUUUAGAUUUGUUGAGCUUUCUGAGUCAACAGCUACUAUCAAAGGGAAAGUGAGAAAAGUUUCUCGCAACUUCGCGGACUAUUUCAGGCCGAGUAAACAAGAUAGAGUGGGAUUAGUGAACACUGAGAGCAAUGAUGUGACUAGUAGUCCGCGUGACAGACUGAUUAAUCGUAAUGUUGCCACAUUUACUCCAUAUGAUUCUCUGUGACGUACCUUUUAUAGUUCCGAAUUGUUCAUUGUGUGUUUUAUACAGUCAUGUAGAUAACAAUUUUGUGUUUGAUCACUGUAUUUGUGCUAUAUAUCAUCUAUAAUAAUUCUAUCCAACUACA